AUGCUGCACAGUGAUAUAUUCUGCUUUUCAGCGAUGCUGGCUUUCGGAUCCUCAAGAGCUGCCUCUGUGUUUCCCCUAUGCGUUACGCUACGUCGCAUGAGCUCAAAAGUUUCAGAAGUUGGCGUUACCAAUAUACAAGAUGAAGCAGAUUUUCAGAAACGUGUACUAAAUAACGAAAAGCCGGUCCUCGUUGACUUCCAUGCGACAUGGUGUGUAUCAGGCUCGGGCUAA
Molecule: messenger RNA, 231 nt
Organism: Dicrocoelium dendriticum
Lineage: Eukaryota; Metazoa; Platyhelminthes; Trematoda; Plagiorchiida; Dicrocoeliidae
Source: the annotation of a GenBank genome assembly